Molecule: messenger RNA, 2281 nt
Organism: Ipomoea triloba (trilobed morning glory)
Lineage: Eukaryota; Viridiplantae; Streptophyta; Magnoliopsida; Solanales; Convolvulaceae
Product: protein CYPRO4
Exons: 3
Coding region: 175-2067 (630 amino acids)
Cellular component (GO): nucleus; cytoplasm
Molecular function (GO): protein binding
Source: RefSeq, a predicted model, not a curated record
GUCACCUGCCGGAUAUAAGUAUAUAACUAUUAACUAACCGUGUUCCAGAAUCACCAUUUCCAAAUUCCAACGAUCAAUCGCCCCCAAAUUUCCUUUCUCUGUUGUAACCUACACACUCUUGAUUUUGCUCUCAUCUACUGGAGUUUAUUUUCUCCUGCUAGGAAGGAAACGAGAAUGGGAGCUUCACAGAGUCGCGAAGGUCUCGAACUCUCUGACGAAUCGGACUACGAUGAGGAGGAGGAGGAGGAGAGCGGAAGCGACGAGCAGUACGGAGACGCGGCGGGGGGUCCACCACCGGCGAGGACUCCUCCACAGGUCAGUCGUAAAACCCUAGACGAGGUUGAUGCAAAGUUGGAAGCUUUGAAGCUAAAAUACUCUUCAGCCGAACGAUCUAGCACUAGCAAAAACGCCGUCAAACUAUACUUACACGUCGGCGGUAACACGCCUAAAGCUAAAUGGGUUGUUAGCGAAAAGCUCACCAGCUACGAAUUUGUGAAAAGUUCGAAAAUUGGCUGCAAUGAAGAGGAGGAGGAGGAGGAGGAGGAGGGAUUUUGGGUUUUGAAGGUGGGGAAGAAGAUUUCCACUAGAGUUUCCACUAGUAUGCAGCUGAAGAUGUUUGGAGAGCAAAGGAGGGUUGAUUUCGUGGAUAAUGGAGUGUGGGCACUGAAAUUUUUAGCAGAUGAGGAGUACCGGAAUUUCAUCACCAAAUUCCAGGACUGUUUGUUUGAAAAUGUGUAUGGGAUGAGGGCAACGGAUGAGAACAAAAUUAAGAUUUAUGGAAAAGAGUUUAUUGGGUGGUUGAAGCCAGAGGAAGCAGAUGAUAUGAUGUGGGAGGAUGCUGAUGAAGGGAUUUGGGAGACUCCUGGGAAAACUCCAGUGAGGGAUAAUCAAGACUUAUUGGAGGAGUUUGAGGAAGCCUCAGCUGGUGGGGGGAUACAGAGCCUGGCCUUGGGGGCUUUGGACAAUAGCUUUCUUGUGGAUGAGUCAGGGGUUCAAGUUGUGAAGAAUUUCAGCCAUGGAAUCCAUGGAAAAGGUGUAUAUGUGAAGUUUGAAGAUAGAGGUAGGAGGGAUAGUGUGACACCCAAGAAGGCGCUUUUGAUGCGUGGCGAGACGAAUAUGAUGUUAAUGAGUCCUUUAAACCAAGGGAAGCCUCAUUCUACAGGCCUCCAUCAAUUAGACAUUGAGACUGGGAAAAUUGUUAGUGAGUGGAAGUUUGAGAAGGAUGGGACUGAGAUAACAAUGAGGGAUAUUACAAAUGAUACAAAGGGAUCUCAGUUGGAUCCUUCUGAAUCAACCUUCUUGGGACUGGAUGACUGUAGGCUUUGUCAAUGGGAUAUGCGUGAUAAGAAAGGAAUGGUGCAAACACUAGCUAAUACGAGUUCGCCCGUGUUGCAUUGGACACAGGGACACCAAUUUUCUAGGGGAACAAAUUUUCAAUGUUUUGCAUCUACAGGGGAUGGAUCCAUUGUUGUUGGGUCAAUCGAUGGAAAGAUUCGUUUGUAUUCUAAGACUUCAAUGAGACAGGCAAAGACUGCUUUUCCUGGGCUUGGUUCACCUAUUACUCAUGUGGAUGUUACCUAUGAUGGUAAGUGGAUUUUGGGAACAACAGAUACAUAUUUGAUCCUAAUAUGUACUUUGUUCACUGAUAAGGAUGGAAAAACAAAAACUGGUUUUUCUGGUCGGAUGGGGAAUAAAAUCCCAGCUCCAAGAUUAUUGAAGCUGACUCCUGUGGAUGCACAUAUGGCUGGACAAGAUAACAAGUUCCAUGGUGGACACUUCUCUUGGGUAACUGAAAGUGGAAAACAAGAGCGCCACUUGGUUGCAACAGUCGGUAAAUUUAGCGUGGUAUGGAAUUUCCAGCAGGUGAAAGAUAGCACCCAUGACUGCUAUAAGAACCAGCAAGGGCUCAAGAGUUGCUAUUGUUACAAGAUAGUAUUGAAGGAAGAAUCCAUCGUCGAGAGUCGGUUCAUGCACGAUAAAUUCGCAAUCAGCAACUCCCCAGAUGCUCCAUUGGUUGUGGCAACCCCUAUGAAGGUUACUUCCUUCAGCAUGCCUGGCAAGAAGUGAAAAUAGAUUGUUUGUUGUCUUGUGUAUUGAGUUUGGUGUGCUAUUUUAAUUUGUUUAUACUUGUAGGAUUUUUAGCUCCCUGUAAUCUGUAAUGGUCCCCUUCACCACCUCUGUGGAGGGACCCCAACCCCACCAUUAUUGUACACAUGACAGAAAUGUGAUUGGUUGUUUCAUGUUUGUUAAUUGUUGUUAGAUAUUUAUGGGCUUUAUUUAA